UGUUGUUCAUUCGUGUCAUUUCAGUUUGUUCUCAAUUAAGUUAAUUGUAUUGUUUACUUUUUGAACCUCAAUUAAAUAAGUUAUUUAAAACUUUCUUACUUUUUACAGAACAUUCCGAAUCAAAAAAAGUGAAAUGGUUGUUUUGGAGUCAUGCUGGUCACCAAUCAUUUGGUCCAACUCGGUGAAGACCGGAAGUUAUGCGGUCGCAGUAUAUUCAGCAGCUUUAUCCGUUGUGCUAAUCACUUUGAUUUGUUAUAUGCUAGCAGGUGGAGAAUCAGCACAAUUAUAUUCCCCACUAUUUGAAACUGAUAUUAGAUCGUCGAUGCCAGUUUAUGGCGGAAUAUUCAUAUUUUACUUUUUAUUUCUCAUUAUUGCAUCUUACUUGGUAUAUUACGGAAUUAAAAUAAGUACAAGGGGAUGGCUUUUACCGUGGCUUAUAUUGGUAGGUUUCGGUAUUUUAUUCCAAUUUUGUUGGGGACUUUGGCUUAUUGGAGGAUAUUAUAUUUACCUGGAACAAACGUUGUCUGCACUUUUAAAUUUUGUUUGGAUGGCUUACAAUAUAUAUUGUUGGCUCUGCGUGUUUUCACAGUACCAAAUAUUUUUGGAGAUGCAAAAUCCCAACAUUGUGCUUUUGGAACCAUUUUAAGAAGUACAAAAAUUCAAAGAAACUCAAACAUAUCGAAUUACUGCAACAAUUGAUCUAUUUAUUAAAUAUGUAUAAAGAUCAAUCUUAAAAAGACUACAGUUUCCGUCCAUAACUUUACACUUAUUUUAUAAAACUUGAAAAAAAAUAUGACGUUAGCUUAAAUUAUAAAUUUAUACUUCGAAAUAAACAAAAGC
Ceratitis capitata (Mediterranean fruit fly) is the source of this 840-nucleotide messenger RNA. RefSeq lists its product as uncharacterized. The transcript has 6 exons. The record is from RefSeq and is a predicted model, not a curated record. Bases 134 to 646 code for a protein of 170 amino acids. Lineage: Eukaryota; Metazoa; Arthropoda; Insecta; Diptera; Tephritidae.